Cynara cardunculus var. scolymus (artichoke) is the source of this 1218-nucleotide messenger RNA. RefSeq names its product leucine-rich repeat extensin-like protein 6. Gene Ontology annotation, molecular function: protein binding. The record is from RefSeq and is a predicted model, not a curated record. Bases 1 to 1218 code for a protein of 405 amino acids. Lineage: Eukaryota; Viridiplantae; Streptophyta; Magnoliopsida; Asterales; Asteraceae. The transcript has a single exon.
AUGUGGUCACCACACCCACACCCACACCUCAAAUUCGCCAUUCUACUUCUUCUUCUUCUUCUAUCUUUCUUCACAACACUCUCUCAUGGAGCACCAUCUCCCCCAAACCCUAGGCUCCAAAAUGCUUAUUUUGCUCUUCAAGCAUGGAAACAUUCCAUAACCUCCGACCCUCGAGGUUUCACUUCCAAUUGGUAUGGCCCUAACGUGUGUAACUACACUGGGGUCUUCUGUGCACCUUCUUUAGAUGAUUCACAUAUCACCACAGUCGCUGGAAUCGACCUCAAUCAUGCAAACAUCUCUGGUUCUCUUCCGGAAGAACUAGGGUACUUACUCACUGAUCUUUCCCUCUUCCACAUCAACUCUAACAAGUUUUGUGGAACAGUGCCAAAGUCGUUUGAAAAACUAGGUCUUCUUUACGAGCUUGAUAUCAGUAACAAUCAGUUUUCGGGUAAGUUUCCAUUAGUGGUGCUUUCGCUUCCUUCUCUCAAGUUUCUUGAUAUUAGGUUUAACCAGUUUCAAGGGGAUGUUCCUUCCAAAUUGUAUGAUCUUAAGCUCGAUGCCAUUUUCAUCAACAACAACUUGUUUACCUCUAGAUUGCCGGAAAACCUAGGGAAUUCUCCUGUAUCGGUGUUGGUUUUUGCUAAUAACGAUAUCCAAGGUUGUUUGCCGUCGAGUAUAAUGAAGAUGGGUGAAACUUUGAACGAGAUUAUUCUGACGAAUGUGGGUUUAAGUGGGUGUUUAACGCCGGAUAUAGGAUCGUUGAAGAAGUUGACGGUUUUUGAUGUGAGUUAUAAUUCACUUGUCGGAAUGUUGCCGGAGAGUAUAGGAGAUAUGAAGAGCUUGGAGCAGCUAAAUGUGGCUCAUAACAAGUUCUCCGGCAAGAUUCCGUCUAGUAUUUGUUCGUUGCCGAGGUUGGAGAAUUUCACGUACUCGGAUAAUUACUUUUACGGCGAGCCCAAGAUUUGUCUGAAGCUGGCGGACAAAGAUGAUCGGAAAAAUUGUAUUCCGGAUAGGCCAGCACAACGGAAAGUGGAGGAGUGCAAAGCCUUUUAUUCUCGUCCUGUGAAUUGUCGUGGUUGCACGGCUUCUCCUCCUCCUCCGCCACCGCCACCUCCACCACCACCCCCGCCACCACCACCAUCUCCACCUCCACCUACUUAUAAGAAAUGGGUGUCACCACAUGGCCACCACCCAUACACGCCACCAUUGAAAUAUUGA